GACCCCGGCUGCAGACCCUCGCUCCUGCGUGACUGUGCAUGGGGGGGCGUCUCCGUCUGCACCUCGGUUUCCCUCUCUCCUCCCUCCGUGUCCCCACCCCGGGAGCCCUGGCUGGUGCGGGACGGCCCCAAGACUGACCACCUGACCUGUCCACAGGCACCGUCUGCGUCCUGCUGUCCUUCCCCUUCAUCUUCAGCCCCUGCCUGGGCUGCGGGGCGGCCACGCCUGAGUGGGCUGCCCUCCUCUACUACGGCCCGUUCAUCGUGAUCUUCCAGUUUGGCUGGGCCUCCACGCAGAUCUCCCACCUCAGCCUCAUCCCGGAGCUCGUCACCAACGACCAUGAGAAGGUGGAGCUCACAGCACUCAGGUAUGCGUUCACCGUGGUGGCCAACAUCACCGUCUACGGCGCCGCCUGGCUCCUGCUGCACCUGCAGGGCUCGUCACGGGUGGAGCCCGCCCAGGACAUCGACAUCAGCGACCAGCUGGGGGACCAGGACGUGCCUAUGUUCCGGAACCUGUCCCUGCUGGUGGUGGGUGUCGGCGCCAUGUUCUCACUGCUGUUCCACCUGGGCACCCGGGAGAGGCGCCGGCCGCACGUGGAGGAGCCAGGCGAGCACACCCCCCUGUUGGCCCCCGCCGUCACCCAGCCCCUGCUGCUCUGGAAGCACUGGCUCCGGGAGCCGGCUUUCUACCAGGUGGGCAUGCUGUACAUGACCACCAGGCUCAUCGUGAACCUGUCCCAGACCUACAUGGCCAUGUACCUCACCUACUCCCUCCACCUGCCCAAGAAGUUCAUCGCGACCAUUCCCCUGGUGAUGUACCUCAGCGGCUUCUUCUCCUCCUUCCUCAUGAAGCCCAUCAACAAGAGAAUUGGGCGGAACAUGACCUACUUCUCGGGCCUCCUGGUGAUCCUGGCUUUUGCCGCCUGGGUGGCGCUGGCGGAGGGGCUGGGUGUGGCCGUAUACGCAGCGGCUGUGCUGCUGGGUGCUGGCUGUGCCACCAUCCUCGUCACCUCGCUGGCCAUGACGGCUGACCUCAUCGGUCCCCACACGAACAGCGGAGCGUUCGUGUACGGCUCCAUGAGCUUCUCGGAUAAGGUGGCCAACGGGCUGGCAGUCAUGGCCAUCCAGAGCCUGCACCCUUGCCCCUCGGAGCUCUGCUGCAGGGCCUGCGUGAGCUUCUACCACUGGGCAAUGGUGGCCGUGACGGGCGGCGUGGGCGUGGCCGCUGCCCUGUGUCUCUGCAGCCUCCUGCUGUGGCCCAUCCGCCUGCGUCGCUGGCACCCUGAUGCCCGGCCCUGAUGAUCUCCUGCCCCUGUGCAAGGGAACCGCGGGGAUGCACGAGGAUGCCCCCCGGAACCUCGAGGAGACGCCCCCACUGCCCCUCGCUUUUCUCUGGACCCCCCCACCCUCCAUCCUCGCCCAGCUCCCGGCGAUGGGGUCGGGUGAGGACAGCAGUGAUGCCCGCCAGGGCCUUGUGAAUCCAGGGGCUUGCAGGGACCCCUGGGCUUUGAGGGUGCCCCAUUCUCAACUCUAAUCCCACCCAGCCCUCUGGAGGACUUGGGGUGCCCCUCUCGGCAGGGAGCAGGAAGUAGGAAUCCCAGAAGGAUCUGGGGGAAUGAACACCGCUGGCCUGGGGGUCUCCAGAUGCUGCCAGGGCCCCCUCAGGACGGCUGGAACCUAGAGGAGACCCCGUUACGGGGUGGUGGGCUGGGCCUGGACCCCGCCGUGGUGGGCAGCAGGACUGCCCAGUAGGCUUGGUGGACUCUGUUGGCAGCAAAUAAAGAGAUGACAGCG
Piliocolobus tephrosceles (Ugandan red Colobus) is the source of this 1796-nucleotide messenger RNA. RefSeq names its product major facilitator superfamily domain containing 12 (gene MFSD12). Gene Ontology annotation, cellular component: plasma membrane. Lineage: Eukaryota; Metazoa; Chordata; Mammalia; Primates; Cercopithecidae. Bases 504 to 1301 code for a protein of 265 amino acids. The record is from RefSeq and is a predicted model, not a curated record. Gene Ontology annotation, molecular function: symporter activity. Gene Ontology annotation, biological process: regulation of melanin biosynthetic process; transmembrane transport; pigment metabolic process involved in pigmentation. The transcript is spliced from 9 exons.